AUGGAUGAAAAGGGGAGAAGGAAUCGUUUAAUGGGGGUACAGAUGGGAAUGAAGGAGGCAUUGGAUAUCCCAAAGUCCGUGGACUUCUCCGCAGCUGCUAAACAAAUCUCGGCUAAGCUAAGCGGCCAGAGGUUCCUCCUCGUCUUAGAAGAUGUUUGGGAAAGCAUCAACUUGGAAGAGAUGGGAGUUCCAGUCAUGGCCCCCGCUUUCACCAGCGACAGCAAAGUGGUGAUCACAACUCAAUCCCAAGAAGUCUGUAACAUAAUGAAAGCCCAAGUAAACAUCAGGGUGGGAGAGUGGUCUAAAGAAGACGCCUGGGAUUUUUUACAGGAAGAGGCAGCGGAUGUUUCUGCCGGCAUUGGUUUCUCAAUAACCAGAGACAUGGUCUUCAAAUGCUUCUCUUACGUCUCCUUGCUCUGUCGAAACCGAUGCUCCAUCGAUGCAGAUUCCUUGAUAGAAGAGUAUUGGAGGUCAGUGGGCUUUUUAGAUGGAUUCUUCAAUGAGGAAGAGAAUAAAGAAGCGGCUUUCAAGAGAAUGGGGAAUCUACUGCUCAAAGAGCUUGCAGAGAGAUGCAUGGUGCUAUUGUCCCUGGUGCCAUCAAACCCAAAUUGGCUACACUCCUAUCUACAGAGGUGGGGAAAUUAUUAUGAAUCAUACCUGUCGAGAACGUCUUUGGAAGGGGAAUUUAAGGACUGGCUACAAGAGCAAUUUACAAUGGAGGGAUCUUCAGGAGGACAAUAUCAUGUGGAUAUGAAUUCUCAGGUGAUGGAAGUGAUUGGUUCUCAGACGUUCCUAAUGAAGUACAGCUUAAAUAGGGAAGAAUCAUGCCAAUGGAUCUCAUUAUCCAAUAAUCAGGUAGAAACACUCCCAUUCCGCUCUCCAAAUUGCCCUCUUCUCUCAACAUUGUUGCUAAAAAUCAAUGAUCAUUUGCAAGAAAUCCCAGAUAGUUUUUUCCAGAACAUGACCAAACUCCGAGUCCUCGACAUUUCUUUCACAAGCAUCACUUCCCUGCCCUCGUCCAUGUCCUGCCUAUGUGAAUUACGGUUGUUGAAGCUUCAAAGCUGCUGCAAGCUAGAGGCUCUUCCUGCAUUCUUAAAGGAUAUGCAGAAGCUCGAGAUCCUCGAUCUCCAUCAAACUCCCUUGACGAAGAUGGUGGAGGUAUCCUUCCACAACAUGCAAAGCCUCCGACGUCUCAACAUCUCAGGUGCAUGCAACCUCAGCAGGCUCUCGCUCAAGGGUUGUCGCUCUCUAGUGAAACUGGUCAGCCCAAAUAAACAUUCAAAACUUGAGGCACUUCAUCUUUCAGGCACGAAAAUGGAAGAGCUCCCACACGAAAUUUUCAAUCUGACUAGCUUGCGGUGCCUGGACCUGUUGGGAAUGGAGCAUCUUAAGACGGUUGACUGGAGAAAGAUAAAUCAGCUUCCAGAAAACUUGAAUUGGGAUCGAUGUGGCUUGAACUUGCUGCAUGAGCAGCUCCAAGACAGCAGCAGUCGUCACAUCUCUGUCGGUGAUGCAAGUGUUUUUGAGUCUUUGGACGAAAGCUCGAAACUGUGGAAAUCCUGCUUUCAAAAAUUCCAUUUCUUGGUCUGUCCCUGCGAGGGAGGGCGCAAGGAUAGAUAUCGUGAUUUUAAAAGAAACCGAUUUUUCUACCAGCGUAUUUAUACUCGAUUUGAGCAGUCUUUGAGUUAUGAAAGAAAACUGGAGGUUUGCGGUGGUAAGAAUUCCCUAGACGGUGUUAGAGGGGUUCUCUCAGUGACAGAAUUCUUUCAUUUGUAUGGCAAUGCGUUCAUUAAGGCACUGUCCAAUCUUGGCAUGGAGCUGGACAACCUUAAAGAAUGUUGGAUUGAGAAAUGCCAUCAACUGGAGAUUCUGUUCGUUGGAAGAAUGGCAGACAUUGAUGCAGCAGUUUGUUUAGAAAAUCUAAGGGUGUCGUAUGUUGCCAAAUUAAGAACAGUGUGCCGGUGGCAGUUGGGAAGAGGGAGCUUCGCAUGCCUAAAGAAUAUAUAUUUGGAAUGUUGCCCGAAGCUCGUGAGUUUCUUCUCUUCGAGCAUUCAGUUACAGAAUCUCAAAUUACUUGAAAUAAAAUUUUGCUGUAGACUGGAGAACGUCUUUGAAGAAGACCGCCUGGCAGGGCAAAAUGCAUUUCCACAACUAGUUGAUUUAUGUCUUUGGAAGCUACGCAAACUGAAAAGCAUUUGUGGUGGGCACUUGCCGAUGCUGAAGAAGUUGAAGAUUCGAGGAUGCCCGCUGCUGGAGAAGCUUCCUCUCCAUAACACAAAUGCUUCUGCAGCAGAAGUCAAGAUUGAAGUUAUUGGAAUCGGUUCAAUGCGCAUCAGAAUGUUCGAUGGGGUGGACCAUAUUCUAAAAGAUGUUAGACACAUUCUUGAGCUUCCAGUGAAGCGUAAAGCGAUCGGUUAUAAGCAGAUUUACAACAAGAAGUGGGAUAGAUACAAGGCAAUUUUGGUUGCGAAAGGGUAUACGCAAAAGGAGAAUGUCGACUUUAGUGAGAUUUUCACACCUAUAGUCAAGCAGGUGUCUAUCAUAUUUGUAUUGGAGAUAAUUGUCCAAUACAACCUGGAAUAA
Magnolia sinica is the source of this 2583-nucleotide messenger RNA. RefSeq names its product probable disease resistance protein At4g27220. The transcript is spliced from 2 exons. Gene Ontology annotation, molecular function: ADP binding; protein binding. NCBI's taxonomy places the organism in Eukaryota, Viridiplantae, Streptophyta, Magnoliopsida, Magnoliales, Magnoliaceae. The record is from RefSeq and is a predicted model, not a curated record. Bases 1 to 2583 code for a protein of 860 amino acids.